Messenger RNA from Cuscuta campestris, 1284 nucleotides. The record is from the annotation of a GenBank genome assembly. NCBI's taxonomy places the organism in Eukaryota, Viridiplantae, Streptophyta, Magnoliopsida, Solanales, Convolvulaceae.
UUGGUUGUAAAUUUUUUGCUUACUUUGUGAAUUGUAUGAUACAGAGACGAUGUCUUUGUUAAUCCCUGUAAGUGCUCAUUUUGGAGCUCAUUACUCAGUUUGUUCUGACAUCCGUGAAGCCAUCAACAACUUUGAGAAGAAAUUGAGUCCUAGUCAAUUUGAAGAAUUUCACAGGACUCCAACUGGGCACUUCAUGGGGCUUAAGAACCUCCAGUUUUCUGGCCAGAUCAUUCACCGAAUGCUUUUGUUGCUUGUUGAGGAUCAACCUGACGAUGAAUUCUGGAUCCUCCGAAAUGGUGAAAUUGUCAAAUUCACUUUCAACGACUGGUGCAGAAUUACAGGGUUGCCGAACACAAAGAGGUACCCACCUCUUAAGGACAAAGAGCUUGGACAGAGCUCACUGUGUCACAAAUUCUUAGGAGGGGAGGUCGCGAAGUGCACCUUCAAGCAUGUACGAGAGAAGUAUGUUGCAGCGGAGAAUACCAUGGAUUCGAAGAAAAUGGUGUGGGCGUAUGAGUGUUUUUCGGAGUUGGUUGAAAAAAACCUUGCCGUGCAAGAGGGGACUUCUUCUUGUGAAAUUUUGAAUUGGGCAUCAAAGAAGUUUCCAAAAGCAGUGACACUUAAGGAAACUUUCUUUCGUGAAUUGCAACAAAAGAAGGAUUCUGAUGCCGACACCGUUCGAGCCAUUAGAGAUUUGAAGAAAAGGAUGGUUGGACUUGAAGUGAAGAUUGAUGAAAUCAAGAAGUUGUUGGUGGAGGUUGUUAUGAACCUGAAUUCAAGUGGCCGAAGGAGAAGAUCUGUUAGAAUUCAGAGAAAGAAGAGAGCAAGGACAAAGGCUGCUGAGGAAGAUGAUGAGGAUUUAGAAGAAGAUGAUGAAAUCGAGGAGGCUGCUGAGGAAUAUGAGGAGGAGACUGGAGCUGAUGAAGAUGAAGAUGAGACUCGGGAAAAUAAGGAGAAGAGUAUGGAAAGUGAGGACGACACUGAGGAGACAGGGGAAAAUGAAGAGGAGAAUGCGAUUGGGGAAAAUGAGGAUACAGAGCAAAUUGAGGAUGAGCACACUGCUGUUGAGAAGUCUCACAACGACAGCGACGAGGAUCGUGCCGAAAAGGAGGGGACUGCUGAACAUGUAAUUUACACUUUGUGCAUUACAUGGAUUACUCCUAGAAAUGAUGUACAUCUUUUUCUUGACAUGUGUCUGUGUGUGUAUGGUGCAGGAACCCCAAGACAACAUGACUACUACCCUUAAUUCUCAAGAAGCUCUUCCAAAAAAUCAGAGCUUCGGUA